Messenger RNA from Mercenaria mercenaria, 2970 nucleotides. RefSeq lists its product as uncharacterized. The transcript has 2 exons. Gene Ontology annotation, molecular function: protein binding. Lineage: Eukaryota; Metazoa; Mollusca; Bivalvia; Venerida; Veneridae. The record is from RefSeq and is a predicted model, not a curated record. The coding region runs from base 474 to 1352 and encodes 292 amino acids.
ACAAGCAAAAGUUUAUGGACGGACGGACGACGGACACCGCGCGAUCACAAAAGCUCACCUUGUCACUUUGUGACAGGUGAGCUAAAAAAACAUGAAUGUAUUUCAUGUGUGCUUGUACAUACUGUUGAAAUUUAAUAUCUCAAACUCGCUGAUCUAUAAAUUUUGGCUAUCUCAAAGACAUAUUCAAGCCUUGUCCCAAAAACAUGUGCACAAAGUAUCAUUUUAAGUCCAAUUUCAGAUAUCACUAGAUUCCUUAAAAUUUGAGGUUCCAAGUUUCAACUGUAUAUAUAAAACUAAACCUAGGCCUUUACAUUGAACAAGUUAGUUGAGUUCUGGUUAUCUCAAGGCAAAAUUCCCGAUCCAUUUUGAUACCAGAUAUCGAGUGUCAACUGUAUUUAUUAUUAUAUCUUAACUGAAUUACAAAACAUCGUUUUGAGCAAACCUGAGCCUUUUACUUAAAUCAUAUAUUGAUAAUGGAGUUAACAAGAAGCUAUAUAACCCUUACACUGAUCAAGGUUAUAACUGGAUUUAUAGUACAGGAACCUGUUCAAAAUGCCUCUCUACAUGAAAUGUAUACAGCACUUAAAUUGGAAAUAGCUAGUUUAUCUGUCAAAGCAGCAAGUCUACAGAAGGAUUACAACACUGCAAAACUUGAAAACGACAACCUAAAGAAGGAACUAGCAAACCUGACACAGACCAGCACAUUGGUUGAGACAGAACUUGCCAAUACCAAAAUAGAAAAUACAGAACUUCGUGAACAACUACAAAAUAUAUCUACAGAAUUUUCAGCAAUGCAGAGUACUCUCACAUAUUUAACUUCAGAUCAUCAACUUUUGAAUCAGCAGUUUGUUGUUCUAAGUAAUCUGUAUUCAGAGUUGACGGAGAAGUUUGAGAACCUGACAAAGGACAACACUAGCAACCCUGAAACCAGUCUGUCCAACAGUAAGGCAAGGGUCGGUUUCUCUGUUUCCUGGCCAGAAAGGGAACCAUAUGGCCAAACCCAUGAAGGGCCUCUCAAGUUUUCAAACACAUUUUAUGAUGAUGAUAAUAUGUACAAUGGGACUUUAGGAAAAUUUGUCUGCGAAAUCCCUGGAUUAUAUUUUUUCUCUUCAAUGUUGAUACGUCAAGUUGGUCAACACACGGCAUCAUCGUGUUACAUUAUGGUGAAUGAUGUAACUCUGACAUACCUUGAGGGAUAUAGUUUUAACGCUUCUUACGGAAGUCCGUCAGCCACAGGGACCACCUUGUACCACAUGCAAGCAGGAGACACAGCUUCCAUAGGAAACUGUAGUAAUGUUAAUCAAAUAGCAGGAUAUUCAAACUUCAAUGGAUUUCUUAUAGAUGCUGACUAAAAUACAGACAUCAAGUUAGUCAAAAUGAUGGUUAUACAUGUAAUACUAUGCCUUAUAAAAUGGCAUUUGUUUAAAUCAUGAAGUAACUAUACCAUUAUACAGAUAUGAGCUCAUAUUUAUCUCAUGUUUGUUGGGUUUUAUGUCUUAUAUACCUAUACCUAUAUCAAUUCUAUCAAAAAUAUGUCUUGUAUUUCACAAGUAAAUAUGAACAGGCAGAAAAAAAUUUCCGUAUUGUACCUUUUUUAUUGUAUGUUGCCAGACUACAUGUACAUUAAUAUGCAUGACCUGACACAAUUUCAUAAAUAGCGCAAAUAAAUAUUAUAAUAACCCUAUUAUAUUGAUACAUUUCAAGAAUUCAGGUCUUAUGAUGAUCUACUUUUAACUUCCAUCAAGAGUUCAUAAGAAGUUGUUUAAAUCUUUUAUUAAGGACUCUCCCGGCCAGUGUUUGCAGUGCAGCUGAACAAUUUGGCCAGAUUGGAGAAUUAUCCAUGCAAGGAUGCUUUAGCUGAUGGUCAUGAUCAACCUCCCUAUUAAGUUUCAUGAUACUAGGCCCAAGCAUUCUUGAGUUAUUGUCCGGAAAUGACUGAACUGUUCUGGGCCAUUGUGACCUUGACCUUUUACCACAAAAUCAAUAGGGGAUGCAAGGAUGCUUUUAUGCUCUAGUGGUUCAUGAGAAGAGGCCAUUUAUUUUUUUUUUCUAUUUUCAAGAUUUUUCUAUAUUAAGUUCUUGACCAGCCUGUAUGCUAUGCUUAUUAGACAUUUACGGAUUAAGUCUACGUGGACUGUGAACACCUAAGACGAUCGAUUUUUCAAGGGGACCGUCUCAACAUGAUAAUUUUAAUUUAUGUUUGGUAGGAAAACAUUCCUAUAAUGAUGGUAAGGUCUGGCUUAAUAUGUCACUGCACAGGAUAAUAUUUGGAUUUGUCUGUCCGUCCGUCUGUUCGCCAAAGAAAUGUUUUGUUAUGCAUAUCGCAAAAAGUAUUUGAUCUAGCGUCAUAACACUUUCCUGAAAUGUUCUUCAAUAUUAUAAGUUGCGCAUCUGCGACAAAGUUGAAAAGAUGAGCUAGUCUGAUCGCAAUGUAUCCGUAUUCCAUCGUCGUCGUUGUGCAACAUGAAAAAAAAUCUAAACUGUGUAGGUUGGGAUCAAAAUGUAGGUCAGCAGGUAAAACAUUGUGAAAACUGUAGGAAACGUAAUAUCUUGCAUCUCCAUUCCUUUGUUGUUAUUAUACGCCCGAAGGGACGUAUUUUGGGAUACCACAGGUGUUCAUCUGGCCGUCUGUCUGUCUGUCUGUCUGUUUGUCUGUCUGUCCGUUAACAAUAUCGGAUUUAAGGAUUUUAAAAACACUUGAAACUUAUGUUAUCCACAUCAAGAGGACGUGCUCAGCGCCUGUAUCAGGUGGCUUGCUUUAAGGCCAAGGUCACACUUCGGGGUCAAGGUCAUAUGACUUUGUUUCGUGUCCGCUCUGUAACUCUUGAUCUGUAUGAGGGAUUUUAAAGAAACAUUACACAAAUGACCACCACAUCGAGUCGACGUGCAGAGUGCAUGUUUUGGAUGGCUAGAUACAAGGUCAAGGUCACACUAAGGGGUCAAAGGUCAUAUAAGUUUCAAGUCAAUAGC